CCUAUAAUCCCACUCAUUACUACAAUUACACAACACUUCAUUUCCAUUUUCAUUCCCACCUCUCUCAUCCCUCUCACUCUCAUGGCUGUUGAUUCUCUUUUGCUCUCUUUCUUCCUUCCCAUCCUCCUCUCCUUCUCUCCCGCGCUCUCCACCAACUCUGAAGGAAAUGCGCUGUCUGCUUUGAGAAGCAGACUUUCAGACCCCACAAAUGUUCUGCAAAGUUGGGAUCCAACUCUUGUCAAUCCGUGUACUUGGUUUCAUGUCACCUGCGAUUCCAACAACCACGUUCUUCGCUUGGACUUGGGAAAUUCCAACAUUUCUGGGAGUUUGGGACCGGAGCUAGGUCAACUCAAGCACCUGCAGUAUUUGGAGCUUUACAAAAAUAACAUAGUAGGGAAAAUCCCCAAGGAGUUGGGCAAUUUGGGAAAACUCAUAAGCAUGGAUCUCUAUGGAAACAAACUCCAAGGGAAGAUACCCGAGUCCUUUGCCAACUUGAAGUCUCUUCGAUUUUUACGGUUGAAUGAUAACAAGCUAACUGGAUCAAUACCACGGGAACUCACCACUCUGUCUGACCUCAAAGUCUUUGAUAUCUCGAAUAAUGAUCUUUGUGGAACAAUACCAAUUGAUGGCCCGUUUGGGAUCUUCCCAAUGGAAAGUUUUGCUAACAACAACAGACUCAAUGGCCCCGAGUUGAAAGGAUUGGUGGCUUAUGACUUUGGAUGCUAGAGGGAGAUGCAGAAACAUAACUUUGUGUUAAGCUUAAGAAAGAUUAUAGGAGAAAACAAAGUGGGUGUUUGUUUGUUUGAAUGUAAUGUUGUUGAUAUAUAUUCAAUAUAUGCAUUGCCUCUUGUAGUUAUACAACUACUACUACAUUUUACAGCUCAAGUUGUGUAGCAUUAAUAGGCUGAUAGAGAGUUAGUUGUAAGUUGUAACUUUGCAAUGAAAUGAAAACCUCAAAGUGGCGUUCUGCUACUUUCACCCCUUCA
This is a messenger RNA of Salvia hispanica, 986 nucleotides long. RefSeq names its product leucine-rich repeat protein 2-like. The record is from RefSeq and is a predicted model, not a curated record. NCBI's taxonomy places the organism in Eukaryota, Viridiplantae, Streptophyta, Magnoliopsida, Lamiales, Lamiaceae.